Messenger RNA from Lates calcarifer (barramundi perch), 3532 nucleotides. Its product is annotated as mucin-4. Lineage: Eukaryota; Metazoa; Chordata; Actinopteri; Centropomidae. The record is from RefSeq and is a predicted model, not a curated record. The coding region runs from base 26 to 3028 and encodes 1000 amino acids. The transcript has 13 exons.
CGUUGUGGAUGGAGCACUUGACAAGAUGGCAUCUCUUACACUCCUGCUGCUGCAUCUGCUGCUUAUGGCCUCAGCUGCAUCUGCAUGGUACAUGUAUCCUUACUACAGAUACUAUGGAGGCUCAGUGACCUUCAACCCAAAAGGAACAAACUCAGAUGGGUCUUAUGUGGUGGAACUUCGCAACAAGCAAACCACGUACUACUGCUACCAGAAUGGCUACACUUGUUCCUCUGGUAACUGUGGGUCCCAGGUCCAGACUACCACCACACGAACUGCCAGCAAUUCCUAUGGUUUCAACUGGUGUGAGUAUGAGGUGGUGACAAAAAGAAAACUCAACAGCAAUCGACCCUUUGAGAUUAGAUACCCCACUUACUACAACACUCGAAAUGGUCAUGGAUAUUGGAUUUCAAACACCAGAAGCUCACAGGCUGGUUGGAGAAUGAUGGCGCAUGUGGACCUGGGAACCCGAUCUGAUACUGGUAAAUCGAACAGAUCUCCCAUCACUUACAUGCUGCCCAUUCUCAGAGUUCCCAGGAACUGCCCACGGUCAUUCAACAUGACAGUGUUUGACCCUGAUGGUGACCGGGUCAGAUGCAGAGUACCAACAAGUUCAAGCGCAUCUGAGUGUGGGCUGUGUGGUCUGAGCAGCGGUUUCUCUUUAGAUCAGAAUUCUUGCUCCCUAACGUAUACAUACACAAGUACAACUGGAAUUCAGCCAUUUGAGCUGAUGGUGGAGGACUUUCCCAACACCCACAUUACACUGUCCUACUCUGAUGGAUCCUACACAACAAAGCGACCACUCUCAGUGGGAAGGCGUAAACGUCAACUAUCAACCACCACCACAGCUUUCCCAACAACCACCACAGCUGCACCAACCACCACCACAGCUUUCCCAACAACCACCACAGCUGCUCCAACAACAACCACAGCUGCUCCAACAACCACCACAGCUUUCCCAACAACCACCACAGUUGCUCCAACAACAACCACAGCUGCUCCAACAACCACCACAGCUUUCCCAACAACCACCACAGCUGCUCCAACAACAACCACAGCUUUCCCAACAACCACCACAGCUGCUCCAACAACAACCACAGCUGCUCCAACAACAACCACAGCUGCUCCAACAACCACCACAGCUGCUCCAACAACCACCACAGCUUUCCCAACAACCACCACAGCUGCUCCAACAACCACCACAGCUGCUUCAACAACCACCACAGCUGCUCCAACAACAACCACAGCUGCUCCAACAACAACCACAGCUGCUCCAACAACCACCACAGCUGCUCCAACAACCACCACAGCUGCUCCAACAACAACCACAGCUGCUCCAACAACCACCACAGCUGCUUCAACAACCACCACAGCAGCACCAACAACCACCACAGCUGCUCCAACAACAACCACAGCUGCUUCAACAACCACCACAGCAGCACCAACAACCACCACAGCUGCACCAACAACAACCACAGCUGCUCCAACAACCACCACAGCUGCUUCAACAACCACCACAGCUGCUUCAACAACCACCACAGCAGCACCAACAACCACCACAGCUGCUCCAACAACAACCACAGCUGCUUCAACAACCACCACAGCUGCACCAACAACCACCACAGCACUUUACCGAACAUCUAUUGCUCCUUUAAGCAAGAUUCCACUGCAAUUUUCAGUUCAGGUGGAUGGGCACUCUGCCCCUUCAUGCCUUGACGGUGAUUACUUUCCUGUUUUCUUAUCACCAACUCCGGUUAAUGGAGCAAAUCUUCCUGCAUUCGUCAAUCAGACUCUCGAAAUCAAAGUCAGAUCCAAAGCACAAGACACCACGAUUUAUGACCUGAUUGUUUCUGGACCAACGGGCAUUUCAAAGGAGAGGACCUCCACAGGAGAAUAUGUCAUAAAAUGGAAACCAACUGAAAAUGAACUGAAUGAACAUUUUCCUAUUUGCUUUGUUUCUGAGGCAAGGGACAGAUACUGGAGAAUCUAUCAAUCAGAGCUACGCUGUGUGAUUGCUGAUGUAGGACACCAUGAGGCCAUUGUGACAUGCAAUGAAACAACAAUAAAGGUAGAAGUGGAGAAGUCCUACCUCAUCAGACGCAACGAGGACAACUUGCAUCUGAAUGACUUCACAGAUCCUGCCUGCAACCUGACAAGGCUCUCCAACACAACCCACCUGGUGGCUGUCAUGUCACUGAACACCUGUGGGACCCUUGUAGAGGAGGAUGACGAUAACAUCAUUUUCAAGAAUGAGAUCACAUCUGCUGACACAACUCAAAUCAUUUCCAGGCAACAUGAUGUUGAGAUCGCAUUUCAGUGUGCCUAUCCAAAGCGAACCAACCUUACCCUGGGAUUCACGCACAAAAACCCCUAUGCCUUCACAGAGAAAGGCUUUGGUGCCUUCACCUUUGACUUUGAAUUCUUUGAGAGCCAGCGAUUCAGGAAACAAGUUGAUGCCAACACCUACCCAGUGGAAGUGUAUCUCAAACAAAUGAUAUUUAUGCAGAUCAAAGCAACCACCUCCAUCCCCAACACAGAGCUGUUUGUGGAGUCUUGCAGGGCAACUCCCUAUGACAACCCCAACUCUCGAAUCAGCUACACCAUCAUCCAAAAUGGGUGCGUGAAGGACAAGACAGUGCAGAUUUAUCCCAGUUCCAAGUCUCAGUUCAGAUUUGGAAUGGAGGCUUUUGAAUUCAUCGGUGCUCAUGAGCAGGUGUACAUUACCUGUUCAGUCAUUCUGUGUGAGACUGGCAUUCCUGGAACCAGGUGCUCUCAGGGAUGCAUCCAAUCCAACUCAGGGAAUCAUCGCAGCAAAAGAGAAGCUGUGGCUCAGACUAGCAGGCACUCCAUUUCCCAGGGACCUUUGCAUCUGGCUAAAGUGUCUGACAGCCAAGUGUCUGGCCCAAGCCUGAAUCUGGGCAUGAACCUGGUCUUCAUUGUUGGCUGCCUCCUGGUCUGUGGAGUGGUCAUUUACCGAACAAAGAGGUCCAAGGCUAAAUACCAACCCCUGCCAACCUCUGAAACAGACUGAAGACAGAGAUCCCUUUUUAGUCCACUCAGAUGAUGAAAGAGAUUCUCAGCUACAGUCAUUGUUUGUUUUUUUUUUCAGGGUAUUGAUGGUUUGAGCAUGAAGUGUCUCUAUGGUCUCUAUUCAGCUCUUUGGCUCUUUGGUUUUGAAAACUGAAUAUGAAUAUCUACAAACUUCUUGUUAAACAGUUAUGAAUAUUACUUGCAGAGGUGGAAGAACAUUUUAGUCACUUGAUAUGAGGCUGAGUAUCAAUUUGCCAAUGAAGUAUGAUCCAAAUUUGUCAAUAUUUAAUUUAUUGACAAAGUUUGUCCUUUACUUAUUGUGCAUCAUUAUCUGCCUACAGUGUCAUUACAACCUGAACUGCCCAUACUUCUACCUGUUAUUAUCCAUGCAUUAUCUAUACUGCUUAUCCUUAAGGUUCAUUUCUAUGUAUUGUGAAAAUAAUAUGUGAAAAAAGAAUUGUAAACAGCAAUGAAUCGAACAGGAAGAAUAAAACAUGACUUUGUA